Molecule: messenger RNA, 2689 nt
Organism: Ostrea edulis (European flat oyster)
Lineage: Eukaryota; Metazoa; Mollusca; Bivalvia; Ostreida; Ostreidae
Exons: 4
Coding region: 57-2603 (848 amino acids)
Molecular function (GO): oxidoreductase activity
Source: RefSeq, a predicted model, not a curated record
AUAAAAAGGUAGACAUUCAUAGAUGGUUGCACACAGCAGGUUUAUAGGCCGUCAAAAUGCGGAAAAUCCAUGUCCUUGGUGUAGUACUUGGACUUUUCCUCUCCUGUAUUCAAACUGAUGCAGUCGUUUGGGAGGCGGAAAUGCCAAGUCUUCUCGAGGAUUGUUAUAAACAACUGACUAUAGAUCUCACGGUUGCGGAUAUUCCAAGCCAUGCUGUGAUGAGCCAUUGUCUGGGCUCCUACAUCUGGGAAAAUCCUGGUCUUCGAUAUCAACUAAACUUGACACAACAUCAAGUCAAUUAUGUUCGAUCUGUUUACCGAGAAUAUCAGCAAAGAAUCCACAACAGCAGGCGACAUAAAAGACAGGCGCAGCGCGCCAUUCGACGAGAAAUACGAGUCCUGAGUGAUGAGCAGAGGCAAAGAUUUUUUGACGCUCUUAAUGAAAUGAAAGCAGAAGGGUCGUAUGACGCAUGGGCCAGCAUCCACACUGGGAUAGUAAUUCGAUCAGCACACAGUGGUCCUAACUUUCUGGGAUUUCACAGAGUGUACCUAACUUUCCUUGAGUUUGCAAUCCAGAGAGUUGAUAGCUCUGUCUCGCUGUCCUAUUGGGACUCCACCAUGGACAAUGAUAUGGUUAACCCACGUGAAACAGCAUUGUUUACCUCACAAUUGCUGGGAAAUGGUAUCGGAGAGGUCCGUGAUGGCCCCUUUGCAGGCUGGCUGGCAUCUGAUAAUACGGUUCUUAACAGAAAUAUAGGUUCAGGAGCUUCUUUAAUGACCAAAACUGCAAUAAGCCGAUUUUUAGAGGGCACUGCUGCAACAAGCCAUCGACAAAUUGUUGUAGGGUUUGGACAAAAUUUGUUAAAUACUUUGGAGGGCCAGCACAAUAAUGUCCACAACUGGGUGGGUGGUGAUAUGGCUGAUGGCUCCACAACUGCCUAUGAUCCAGUCUUUUUUCUACACCACACCUUCAUUGAUUAUAUCUGGGAGCGAUUUAGACAAAAAGUCAGACAACAAGGCACAGAUCCUACUACCGAUUAUCCAUGGCCAAUGACUUUCUCAUUUGGUGACCGCAAUCAAUUGCAUGAUCCUAGAAGGCCCAUGGACAACUAUGAGAACUUUACGAAUAUUGAUGGCUACAGCGAUAUAUUUACUCAGGAGUUUUAUCAAUACGAAGAUAUGCCUUCCUGUCCUUGUGGAAAUUCAAGAUUCUUAAGGUGUGAAGGUGGAGUGUGUAUUGCAGCUUCUGCAAGCGAUAUAGGAGAGGAGUCGUCAGCGCAAAUUAUGGGUAGAACAGCUUUCAUUGGAGGAGGGGCUGAUGAGCAAAGAGUGAUCAAUUCACCCUUCCAGACAUCGAUGAUUGAUCCCAGAACGCAAAAUGCUAAUGGAAAUAGAAUGAAUGGUGCAGCUCCGAAUGGUAGAGGACCAGCUGGAUUUUCACCGUUCCAAUCGUCAAUGAUUGAUCCAAGAGUGGGUAAUAUACGAAAUGGCGCUAUUCCGCCCAGAGGGGCUCCUGCAGGAUCCUUGCAAGGUAUGCUGGGUUUUCAUAGAGGUGUUAACAAUGGCCGCUUUAAUAGUGGUUCUCCAGUGGCAAACUUUAGAAACUCUGCUGCUCCUGGUUUUGGUGUUAUGGGUGGUAGGAAUGUUGGAUUUCAAGGUUUGUCCGGAGCGGGAGGUGUAAUUCAGCAUGCCUCAGCGGCACAAUCAGGACUCCUAGGAAGACUGGGAAUUAGGGGACAAUCUGGAAACCCCUUACAGAGAUUUCCUCCCUCCCCUAUCAAUCCAGUUAGACAUCUAUGGGAUCCAAGAAUUGGUCAUGUCGGCUCCCAAAGAACAAAUUUAAUACAAUAUUCUCCAGAACACAAUAGCCCUUUGAGUCUUGACGAUAUUCGUCGACUGACACACGUUACGGAUCUUCCAAUACAAAAUACUUUUACAAUAAACCGUGUAUCUGACACUCGUCUUUGGGUGUUUAUGCCAAUUCGUAUCAUUUAUAUGAGGCCUCCUGGGUAUUUCUUUGGAUCAAGAACCGUCCGCAAUUCCCGGAUUAUGCAAAACGUUGACAUGUACUCCCCCCAGAUGUAUUCCGAGUUCAACGAUAUUUCACCAAAAGUGGCUCCUGCUACCUACCCUAAUUGUUAUAAAAGCCUUGGAGGCUCGUCUAAAGUUUAUGUACAAUCAACGGGAUUCUCAUAUUGUGGAAAAUAUUUGGAAUAUGCAGUCGUAGAUGAGAGACAACCGGUCUCAGAAGCCAUUGCUUAUGUCGCUGUGAAAAAUCCUGACCUUGGGGCUGCAAAGGCAUACCUAACUGCUUUUGAUUCCUGUGGACGAGUCUGUCAGCCUAGAUGCUUGAUCCCUGGUUCGAGUCCCCCUAGUUACCAACCAUGCUCGGGUGUUAUCAAUCUUUCUAAUCGCUUGCCACGUAUGUAUGGGCGAACUUAUGGAGAGGCAGUCAGAAGUAGAUGGAACUUCGGCGAUAAAAAUUGCCCCUCAAGUUACGGUGGGGAAAUAUUUAUGACAUUUUACUGCGACUAUGAAAACGUUUGGCCAUGGAAAUCCUGCAACGGAGGAACACGAAAAGGACCUGUGUACUUCGGGAAAUAGUGCUCUUGGCAGUAUGUAAUACCAAUACUUCAAGACAUACUCUUCAGAGAUCAGAAUUAAAAAAUAAAGAAAUGGUAAAACUACUA